CGACCACCGGCGGUCGAACGCAGGCGAAAGGAAUUUUUCCCGUGAUCAGCCUCGGUUCAGUUCAGUUGCUGUCCAGACUCGGUCGGCGGGACUGCCGCCUGCAGCCAUUCUCCUACUGCCCACCCGUCAGUCUGAGCGCCCCCAGCCCUCCCGCGAGGGCUCCCCGGGACGGAAGGAUCCACCAGUCUGUCGGCGCCCGCCGUUCUCGUGGUCGCCGUCGCGGUCGUCGUUGUGGUAGUGUCUGCCGUCGCCUGGGCCAUGGCCAAUUAUAUCCACGUCCCGUCCGGCUCCCCGGAGGUCCCGAAGCUGGACGUCACGGUUCAGGAUCAGGAGGAGCAGCGCUGCCGGGAAGGGGCCCUGAGCCUCCUGCAGCACCUGCGGCCGCACUGGGACCCUCAGGAGGUGACCCUGCAGCUCUUCACAGAUGGAAUCACAAAUAAACUUAUUGGCUGUUAUGUGGGUGAUACAAUGGAGGAUGUAGUCCUGGUGCGAAUUUAUGGCAACAAGACUGAGUUGUUAGUCGAUCGAGAUGAGGAAGUGAAGAGUUUCCGAGUGUUACAGGCUCAUGGCUGUGCACCACAACUCUACUGUACCUUCAACAAUGGACUGUGCUAUGAAUUUAUACAGGGAGAAGCACUGGAUCCAAAGCAUGUCUGCAACCCUGCCAUUUUCAGACUAAUAGCACGUCAGCUUGCUAAAAUUCAUGCUAUCCAUGCACACAAUGGCUGGAUUCCCAAAUCUAAUCUAUGGCUAAAGAUGAGGAAAUACUUCUCUCUCAUUCCCACAGGAUUUGCAGAUGAAGAUCUUAAUAAAAGGUUCCUAAGUGAUAUUCCAAGCUCUCAGAUUCUUCAGGAAGAGAUGACUUGGAUGAAGAGGAUUCUUUCCAACCUGGGCUCACCUGUUGUGCUUUGCCAUAAUGACCUACUGUGUAAGAAUAUAAUCUACAAUGAAAAACAAGGUGAUGUACAGUUCAUUGAUUAUGAAUAUUCUGGAUACAACUACCUGGCAUAUGAUAUUGGAAAUCAUUUCAACGAAUUUGCAGGUGUGAGUGAGGUAGAUUAUAGUCUCUAUCCAGGUAGAGAACUACAGGGCCAGUGGCUGCGUUCUUACCUUGAAGCCUACAAAGAAUAUAAAGGCUUUGGGACUGAAGUUACUGAAAAGGAGGUAGAAAUACUCUUCAUUCAAGUCAAUCAGUUUGCAUUGGCUUCUCAUUUCUUUUGGGGAUUGUGGGCUUUGAUUCAAGCCAAAUACUCCACUAUUGACUUUGAUUUCCUUGGGUAUGCAGUUGUUCGUUUUAACCAAUACUUUAAAAUGAAGCCUGAGGUUACUGCAUUAAAAAUGCCUGAGUAAAGAUGUAAUUAUUCUGAAGGAGCUGAACAAUGCUUGUGAAUCUUUUUCUUAAGAAAUUCUGAAAAGCUAAUUAUUUGUUAAAAUUCUGUUAUUUAAUUUGGUUAUCUUGCUUUACAAAUUAUGCCUCUACCAACCAGUUUGUUUUUUAAAUAGACUGAAUGAUGUCAAAAAAUAUACCUACUGCUAUUAGUAUGCAGUAGAUUAGAAAAUUGUUAAAUCUGCAAAAAGGUAUAAAGAUGAUGUCAGUUUAAUCUUUUCUUUGAUAAUUUAAUCUGUUAUAUGUGAAUUAUUUAUUAUAAAUGUAACAUGAUUCCGUGAUUGCUUUCAUCUAUUUCAUCUGUUAAGUGUAAGCAAUGAAAAUGUUCCAGAGGAAAGUUUUUUUUUUACUUAAUAAGGUUAAUUUUUGUUAAACGUUCUAGGUGUUCAUUGUAACUUUUUUUAUCUUGAUACACUAUAUAAGCAAAAUGGAUCAUUUACUCUUGAAAUGCCAGACACUGGUAUAGACAACUUAGGAUGUUCAUUGAAAAAUACUUAUUUAGGAGGGUGAAAUACAUACACUAUCUAUGGUAGUGGCACAUUGUUUUGAAUUGAAUAUUGAAAACUGUUUCUUUUGGGGGAAUAUACCUUAGAAUUUAAUUCUCCUUUCCAUACAUAGUCUGGCAGUAUAAAUAUUAAUAUUUACUGUAUAAUCCUAGAAUAGAUAGGAUGAUUUUGUUACCAAAAUCUGCAUUCAGUAAUGUCCUCAUAUACUAAAUAUGGUCAUUUAAGUUACUAGUUUGUUUUUAACAUUUUAGUAUAUCAAAUUACUUCUAAACAAACGUUUUAUUUUCUUAUUGAGAUGUUCUGUGCAUUUAUUAUUAAAUAAUAGCUAGUAGACUAAUUGCUAAUUUUGGAUACAAAGAUAGAAUGUUUAUCAUACUUGGGAACAAGAAAAUGUUAUUUAGGUUGAUUCUGUUUUACCCCUGUAGAUUCAUUUUUUACAUUUUAGUUUCAUGUUUUAGUUUGGCUUCAUGUCUUUGGAAUGAUAAUAAAUGAUUCCUGUAGGUUCAGAGAAGUAAGUCGAGGUGGUUAAAAUAAUUAAAUAAGGAACAUUUAAGGCAUUGAUCUUGUACACUUAAAAUCUGAUAUAACAAAAUGUGAAUUAUGCAGAAACACUCCUGGUAGGAAGGAUUCUGUUAGUUUUGAUUUGUCUUGAUUUUGUUUGUGUAUUUUUUUAUUUUGUUUUUGCCUGAGAGGAUGGUAAUUAUAUGGAUGAAGUUAGAGCUUUGGGAUAAGUAGGCUUCAAAUUUUGAAGACUUCUGUGUGGAGUUUAGUUCAUGGUUGUCUUUACUUAGUAAAUUAGUCUGACAGGCUUUUCACUUGGUCACAUAAGUGCCCAUGUACAAAGUUGGUUUAAUGAAUCUGCAUAUUCAGAAUAUGCAAAUACACAUUUAUCCUCUGAGAAAUCUUCUGGGGAGUCUGAUGUAUUAUUCCAAAUGACUUAUAUUCUCAGAUAAGUGCUUUAAAAUACUUGGAUUAUCUCAAGAUGUUUAAAAAUAAUAAAGUAGAAAAACUUAAAGGCCAUUUAAAAUGGUACAUUCUAGUUACAUAAUAGAAUCUUAAAAUCUGUUUGUAUCUAUAACAGUGUUAGACCAAGGUUUGUUUUCUACCUCCCCAUGUUAAAGAUGUUCACUUCUGUUAUUAUAAACCACAUUGUUGUAGAAUUUUACCAAAUUGACUAAAUGAAUGGAACCAAUUAAACAAUACCUUUUUAUAUAAUGUUAGAGUAUACUUGAAAAAUUGUUUUGGUGGAAUUUUCAUCUGUGGUUGGAAUAUUUUCAACGAUGAAGAAUAUGUAAUACUCUUGAGUUUUUUGCUUUCCGACUUCUUAAACUGCAACAGUAUAUAUCUACAGUGGGAGUAGAGAAGAUCAUUUUUCUAUCUUACUCCGUAUUCUUCAAACCAUUUUGAAUAGAGAUUCACUGAGCCAUUGCUGGUAGACUGUGCAUACUAGCUGUGACACUAUUGUAAGCAUUUCAGAAAGAUUCAUAUAGAAGUGAAUGUAAAGGGGAAUAAAAGGCUCUCACUUUAUCCCUAGGAGCAUCCACUGGAUCUUGGAACUUAAUCAGAUAUUUAAGAUAUUCCUCCACUCUGGUUAGAUUUUGGAUGUUGUGAUGCUCUCACUUCUGUACAGGUUUUUUGUUUGUUUGGUGUUUUUUUUUUUUUUUUUUUUGGAUCAUGCUGCAGGGUAUUAAUAGGGUUCAAAAUCGUUUCUCUUUUUGUUGACCAUUUAAGAGAUUCUAAAAGAAGAACUCUCCUAAAAUUUAUCCUGUGGCUUCUUGAGAUGUCUGUUGCCUUUUUACGUUAAGCUAAGGAACUUGAAUGCCUUACCUAAUAAUUCAACUUGUAAGCUCAUUUUGUAAAUAUGAAAAUGGUUGUUAGAAAGGUGGCAUUCAUGUGUACUCAUUGUUAGUCAAUAGACCAUAGUGGCCUGGAUGCUUUAACAAGCAAAAUUCCACAGUUUUUUCAUCUUUGUUCUUUACAUACUUGUUAGAUCUAACCUGACCAGUAAUAUGCGAUUACCUCCCUACCCCCAUGCUACCACUAUUUUCUGGAAAUCAAAGAGAUGUGGUAGUAAAUCAUACUGUUCACAUGAUCAUUUGAGAUCAAAAUGAGCACAAAACUCAUCAACUAUAGGUCUGCCUGGAAUGUAUAUAAAACAGUGUAAAUAAAAAUUUGUAAAUUAGUGUGAAUUGUAUCUUGCAUAUGAGAUUGUGUAUUGUUUUGGAUUCUCUUCCCUUUUGUAGAAAAUGUUCUGUGAGGAACUGAUCCAGUUCCUUGGUUUUAGACUGGAAAUAGCCAGCAGUUCUGGCUGCACAAGUAGGAUAACAAGAGGAACUGGAAAUAGGGUUCAUCAGUUUUUGUUAAUCAGUACUUAUUUAUUUAGCCUCUCAGUGCCUAAUAUGACUUCUUCAUUCUUGAGUUGUUCAUUCGUUUUCGUGAGGUUAGAUUCCUGCAAGUGGUCAGUUAGUACACACUGUUAAGAGUUCCAUUCCAUGAUUCUAAGCUCAAGAAAAUUAAAAAUACAAUUUAAUGAGUGCAAACGGAAGUAUUAUUCUUUCCUAUUUUCCAGGUUGUUAACCUUUUCCUACAAAAAACAUGAAAGUUUUGAUAUCUCAAUGUGAAUGAAUCUCAAUCCCAUAUAUACAAGAGAUAUGAUAAAUAAUAGCUCUUAGUUUAACCGAAGCAUAUCUCAGUUGACUUCUCUGAAUAUAAAGUUGUUCAUUAUGGGAUUGCAAACAACAAAAAGAUAUAAGUAAUCUUUUAAUGACUGCUAUUUCCAUUUUUGCUGUACUAAAAAUAUUUAUUUUAACUUCACAAAUAUGUUACUAAAGCUUUCAGAGUUAAAGAAAAAAGUCCUCUCAGAUACUUCGUUACAAAUUAAAAACCUCCACUUUAAUAAUUAUAUAGGUAUUUUUUUUUUUACAUUACACAAAGCCUGUGCCAUUUUUAAUUCCUUUGUAAUAUAUAUAUGAGAAUACUAUCAGUUUGAUUUUUCUGCUUUAAAUUGCCUUUAAUAAGCAUUUUAUACUGCAUUCCAAAGUGAUACAGACUUCAGCUGAUAGAUAAAGUUAACAGUGCUUUGUGCUAGCAGGAGAGUUUUGUUAUUGGCAGCAACUUGCACUACUUUACACAAUAGGCAAAUGCUAGUAAUUGUUAUGCACAGAGGGAAAUGGAACUACAAGUAUGUGGUAAAGCAGCUUUAUCUUUAUUUCAAAAUUAAUUUGCUCUGAUUUUUCUUCAGUUCAUUAGAUUUUAGACUGUCCUUUGACUGGAAACUUAGUUACAUAAGGCAUUGUUUUGUUUUUGCUUCUUUUUUAAAAGAAAUGAGUUAUAUUGAACUGUCUUUUUUUUCUUCCUACCUGCCACCUGUGUGAUUAUAGUGUUAUAUUUUGGGUUUGAUGUGUUUAGACAGAAAAGCAUAUCAAUUAUUUUAAAUGAAUUUUCCACCUUCUUUGAAGCUUUAGUUUCUAAAAUGUGUUACUAUAAAAGAAAAUGCUUGGGGUUCUAUUACUUGAAAUCUCGGGGAAAAAAACUGAAAUUAACAAGAUAUACUACAUAAUGAAUUAAAUUUUUCUGGACAUGGCUUUUAUGUUAAAAAUUUUAUUUCUGUAUCAUAAUUUAAAAUAGGAGAUUUUCAACUAUUUCAAUGGGAAAAAUAAUGGUAGUGCUAAUAGAGAAUACCCAUUUGUGCUGGGCAUCCAAAAUUAAAGUUUUUAGUAGUUUGCUGUCCUGAAGUCUGCUUUCUCUUCUUUGCUAUGCACUUACUAUGCCACUGAUGUUAUCAAACAGCAGGUUAAAAUAAAAUGUGUUAAUUAUGAAUCCUAUGGCUUUUCUGGUUAUGAAAAAAAUUGUGUAAAAUACCCAAUGUAGGCAUAUUUUUGUUUACAUCUUAUCCAUUAAUGGUAUAAAUAUCCAUUAAUCAUUUUAACAAAACACAAGAGACUUAUAAAAAUUGAAAAGAUUACAUACUGUAUUUAAACUAGUUAGUGAUGAAUAAGAAAAACCCAGCUGAUAUAAAUUGUUACAUUAGUUAAAUCUUAAAACUCUAACAAAGAAACUUUCAAAGCUAGGUUGAGACCUGACGGUAUCUAUGUAAACUAGCUCCUGUGGCUUGGAAAAGACCCCCAAGAAGCAGUGGAGGAGAGAAUUUGCUUGUCAUGGUUGUGGUGUGCUGCUACUCAAUUUUGGUAGUGACACACUGAAAUUUUUAUUUUCCAAUGAUCUGAAGAAGUUUCCUGUCAUUUUUACUAAAGUAACUAUACAUUGGUGGAAUUUGCUAAGAGGAAACUUUUAAACUGUACUAUAUUUAGGAGACUUUGUACAGCUGGGUAGAGUUUCCAUGAUAUGAAAUAUUUGAAUUUUAAAAUAUACUAUUAUAACAAAGAAAACAUGGCACUAUUCCAUGUUCUUAAAUGAUACAUUUCUUAUUCAGAUUCAGAAGCAUAAAAAACAAAAUAAUUGUCAUUGCCUUAGUUGUAUGUUGAAUUGGAAAUUGGCAUAAAGCUUAAGCUUGUGAUUAUCAAAUGUGAACCAUAGUAGUAUAAUGCUGCUUUGUAUAUACUGUAAGUGCUACAAAUAGUCUCAGCACUGAAAAUGUAUUGAUACCUCUCAAAUGAAUGCAACUUUUGAUGGAGGUGUUUUGAUAUGCCUCAGAAAGUAUCUGAGAAUCUGAGAACUUGUUAAUCUCUUUGGUAAUGAAGAUACUUCCUGUUUUUGUUGCAUAUUUUCAUGUUUAAAAUUUAAUUUUUACAUUUUUACUACUGUUAAUUUAAGUAAAAGUUGUUCUGUGGAUAAAAUGGGGUUGCCAGUGAAGAAAAUUAAAAACAGCCUCAUUCAUGUAACUGCUUAAGUAAAAAUAUGUUUUUGCUCUAUGUUCAUAAACUUUUACUGAAGCUGUUUGCAUUUCUGUUUAAAUAUGUGACAUUUAGGCUUUAUUUCUGUUUAAUAAGGCCUCAUACCAUUGAUUAAAUGAAGGAAUGUAUCUUUUUGAAGAGAUUUAUAUUCUGUAAAUAAAAAUUGGUUGUAACAAUAAAGUUGGGUUCUA
This is a messenger RNA of Molossus molossus (Pallas's mastiff bat), 6937 nucleotides long. It is a transcript of the gene ETNK1, whose product is annotated as ethanolamine kinase 1. The transcript is spliced from 8 exons. Gene Ontology annotation, molecular function: ethanolamine kinase activity. Lineage: Eukaryota; Metazoa; Chordata; Mammalia; Chiroptera; Molossidae. The record is from RefSeq and is a predicted model, not a curated record. Bases 259 to 1350 code for a protein of 363 amino acids. Gene Ontology annotation, biological process: phosphatidylethanolamine biosynthetic process. Gene Ontology annotation, cellular component: cytoplasm.